Messenger RNA from Spea bombifrons (plains spadefoot toad), 1570 nucleotides. RefSeq names its product NADPH oxidase organizer 1-like. The coding region runs from base 30 to 1331 and encodes 433 amino acids. Lineage: Eukaryota; Metazoa; Chordata; Amphibia; Anura; Pelobatidae. Gene Ontology annotation, biological process: superoxide anion generation. The transcript has 8 exons. Gene Ontology annotation, cellular component: cytoplasm. The record is from RefSeq and is a predicted model, not a curated record. Gene Ontology annotation, molecular function: phosphatidylinositol binding; protein binding; superoxide-generating NADPH oxidase activator activity.
GAGUGAAUGCUGAGCAUCCCACAGUGACCAUGAGACAAGGCAGCCACAGGCAUCCUGUACAGGUGGAAGCCAUCGGGGUAAUGCAGCAUGGGAAGCACAAGACGUAUAUGUUUUCAGUGCUCUGGUCGGACCACAACAAAGUUCUCAUCUACAGGACUUUUGAAGAGUUCAAAAACUUCCAGAAGGAACUUAAACAACAAUUUCCUCUUGAGUCUGGAGUGUUAAAUAAAUCAGAGAGAAUUAUACCCAAAUUAAAAGGUGCUCCCCGCCCCUUCGCAAAGAAAAAAGAGUCAAAAAAGUUCUUGGAGACGUUGGAAAGGCUUGAGACUUACUCCCAAACGCUGCUGAACCUUGACGCCAAGAUAUCUCAGUGCGAUCUAGUGGUUCAUUUUUUCACGCUGAAGGAUAACGACCUUAAACCUUCCUUCUCAGAUAACAGCAUUGUAAUUAUGCCUUCUGAGAAGAAAGAGGAGAAGACAGUCGCUGACGGCCAUAUCCCAGAAAUCUCAGGACCCCUGGUGGCUUCUAGCUUUCUUUGUAUUGAGGACUUUGAAAGCAUUGACUUGAAGAACAGACCAUUCCGAGUCAAGAGAAACCAGAUCUUGGAUGUGUUAUUACGAGAAAGCACAGGUUGGUGGCUGGUUGAGAAUGAGGACAGGCAACUAGCCUGGUUCCCGGCCCCUUACUUGAAGGUCGACAGAGAUGCUGACGAGAACAGUGGGGACGAGGAAAGCCAAGAAGAAGGUACAUUAUCUGUGGUGGUAAAAGCCCAUGAAGCCCAGAACCCUGAUGAAAUUUCGGUGAGCAUCGGCACAGUGGUGGAAGUUCUGAAAAAAUCCGACAGCGGCUGGUGGCUGAUCAGAUACAACACAAGGAAAGGAUAUAUUCCGUCUGCCUUCCUGAAGCCAUACGCGAACCACUAUGAGAGAUUCCAGAACAUUCUCAGGAGGGAGAGAAAUAUCUCAGUUUCAAACCUACUACCAAACCAAAGAGAAGACAGAAGCAACCCUGAGGAAAGGGAGAGAUCCCAGUCACUGGGGUCCGAAGCUCGAUCUUAUAUAGAUUCCGACGUGGACAGUUUGAUGGAGUGCAACAUGAACUCAAACUCUGCCUCCGACGACAGCUCUUCGUUCAGCAGCUCCAAACAAUCUAUUUCCAGCGUGGAGACCACGUCCGACGUUCCCAAGGUCCCAGCAAGGCCAAAGCCGGAUGAGAUCCUUCAGAAAUGUAGUACGGUCACAAGGAGAGCUGUAGGGAAAUCGCUAGCCAGGCUUAGCCUAGAGGGAGCUUUUGGAGACCAACAGAUGCUUCCAGAAGAACGGGAGAAAUAAAGUCACGUUAAAGUUGCUGUUCCACCUAUCGUGCUGAAUUUUAACCCUUUUAUAACUAAAUGUAGCAUCGGAAGCCUCCAUCCUACGAAUGUUAAAUGCCCAAUCUGUUCAAAGUAAUCAUUUUUUAGUCAUGUAAAAUGUUUCCUUAUUCAUAAUUUUUUUUCAGGGAAUGUGAUAUGUAAAUGCAGGCAAUAAUAGGUUGUUGCCAUGGAAACUAAAAAAAGGCUUCUUCUGUGUUU